This is a messenger RNA of Topomyia yanbarensis, 1233 nucleotides long. RefSeq lists its product as uncharacterized. The record is from RefSeq and is a predicted model, not a curated record. The coding region runs from base 1 to 1233 and encodes 410 amino acids. The transcript has a single exon. Lineage: Eukaryota; Metazoa; Arthropoda; Insecta; Diptera; Culicidae.
AUGGGAUUCUUUGACCCGCAGGGUCUGCUCGCCCCAUUUACCAUUCAUGGCCGGAUGCUAGUUCAGGAUUUGUGGCGCACAGGUUGCCAAUGGGACGAUGAAAUUGAUGACAGUAGUUUUGCUAAAUGGAAACGGUGGACCAGUUUGCUACCGGAAGUCAAUGCUAUUCGUAUCCCGCGUUGCUAUUUUAACUGUGCCUCAGCUGAUAGGCAAAUAGAGCUUCAUAUAUUUACGGACGCUAGUGAGUUUGCCUACGGUUGCGUUGCCUACUUUAGGACAAUUAAAAACGGCAAAGUUCAGUGUUCUCUGGUGAUGUCACGUUCGAAAGUGGCGCCAUUAAAGCGUCAAUCGAUUCCACGUCUCGAGCUUAUGGCGGCAGUGCUCGGAGCCAGAGCGAUGCACAGUAUUCAGUCGAGUCAUUCUUUCCCCAUUCAGCGAAGAUUUCUUUGGACCGAUUCUUCAACGGUACUUAGCUGGAUCCGUUCUGAGCAACACAACUAUAAGCAAUUUACGGCGUUUAGGAUUGGGGAAAUAGUGGAGUUGACGAGCGUAUCCGACUGGCGAUGGGUCAAGACGAAAUUCAACAUCGCUGACGUGCUUACUAAGUGGGGCAAAGGACCGCCGCUACAAUCGGAUGGACCAUGGUUUCAAGGGUCAGAACUUAUGUACCAACUCGAGCAGGACUGGCCGAGGCAGGUGCUACCAGCUCCGGGUACAAAGGAGGAGAUGAGAGCGUUUUCUCUUUUCCACGACGUUAACGUUCCAGAGCGUUUGAUGAACGUACAAAACGUUUCCCGCUGGCUUAAAUUGCUUCGUACGACAGCAACUGUAGGGCGAUUUAUCGAAAAUUGCCGGCGCAAGCGAGUAGGACUUCCAAUAUACACUUUAGUUGCUACUAUAGGCCAGCUGAAACUACUAAAAGGUGGAUACAAAUCUAUUCCAAUGCCGCUUACGCAAGAGGAACUGCAGAAAGCGGAGACAGUGCUUUGGAGACAAGUUCAAGCAGAAGCUUUUCCAGACGAAGUAAAAAUUUUGCUAAAAAACCGAAAUUGUAAACUCGGACAAUCUUCGAUUGAGCUUGAAAAAUCGAGUGAGAUUUUUAAACUUUCUCCAGUUUUAGACACCGAUGGUGUGAUACGGAUGAACGGCCGGUUGAAAAAGUCAGAAUUCGCUUCAUUCGACAUGAAAUUCACCGAGAUAAAACGAAUGAAACCGAACGGGUGCUUGGUAUAA